This is a messenger RNA of Lipotes vexillifer (Yangtze River dolphin), 1055 nucleotides long. RefSeq names its product membrane cofactor protein-like. The annotation marks the transcript as partial. Gene Ontology annotation, cellular component: cell surface. The transcript has 11 exons. The record is from RefSeq and is a predicted model, not a curated record. NCBI's taxonomy places the organism in Eukaryota, Metazoa, Chordata, Mammalia, Artiodactyla, Lipotidae.
AUGCCUGCGGUGAGCCACCAAGGUUUGCAACUAUGCAGCUCCGGGAUGUCCCUAAACCCAGUUAUAGCCCUGGGGACAGUAUACAUUAUGAGUGUCGCCCAGGUUACCAGCCCAAGCGUCCUUCUCUUCCUACCUCUGCUGUUUGUCAGGAUGAUAAUACGUGGUCACCUCUCGAGGAGGCCUGUACAGGAAAACAGUGUCCUAACCUAGGGGAUCCCCUAAAUGGCCAAGUACAGUACCCAAAUGGAAGUAUUCGUUUUGGCUCACAAGCUCAUUAUGUUUGUAAUGUUGGUUAUUUCUUAAUUGGACCAAGUAUUCUAUACUGUGACAUUUCUGAAAAUAGUGUGAACUGGAGUGAUAAUCCUCCAAUGUGUGAAAAGAUUUUGUGUAAACCACCUGAAAAAAUUCUAAAUGGAAAAUACACAAAUAGCCACAAGGAUAUAUUUGAAUACAGUGAAGUAGUAACUUAUAGUUGUGAUGCUUCAAAUGGAACAGAUCAGUAUUCACUUGUUGGAGAGAGCAAGCUUGUUUGUAUUGGAAAUGACAAAUGGAGUAGUGACCCUCCUCAGUGUAAAGUGGUCAAAUGUGCAUAUCCAUACAUUGAAAAUGGAAUGAUAGUCUCAGGACUUGGAUCAAAAUUUUACUACAAUGCAACGAUUGUAUAUAGAUGCAUGGAGGGUUUUAAGCUUAAUGGCAGCAACAAAAUCGUCUGUAGUGCGAACAGUACUUGGGAGCCUGAGAAACCAACAUGUAUUAAAGAGUCAACUACUCCUAGUACCCAGACUCCAAUUUCCAGUGCCUCAGUGUCAACUCCUCCCAGUUCCCAACCUCCAAUUUCCAGUGUCUCAGGACAUCCCAGUCCCAGUGAUGAACCACCACCUAAAGAUGCUGAGAGUUUAGGUGCAGGAAUCAUUGUUGCAAUUGUCAUUGGUGCACUUUUUGGCGUUGGAGUAGUCUGCAGCAUCUGCUUCUGUUUUUACAAAAAGAAGAAAGGGAAAGAAGGUAUUGCUACAUACAGUGCUUACCAGGAUAAGGCAACCACUCCAGCAGAGUAG